CAGUACAAACUCACACACCGAUCCAUGACACACACCCAUCCACACACACACUCACACUCACACACUCACAGAACUCGACUGUAACACAAAAGGAAAUUACUUUGCAGACAUGUUAUUGUUAUUAUACGUGACUACUGUUUCCUGCGUCUUGUUUGGUGGUUCAUCCGCAUCCGAGUUUUUUGAAAAAAGUAUGUGCUAUGGCAGAAGUUUGAGAUUGCCGUUUAGUUUUACCCCACCUCUUUUCAAUGGACAGUUGUACUUCACUCCGAAGAAGGGUGGAUCCAGGAAGCUAGUGAUGGAUAAGGACGAGGCAAAGGACCCACGCCUCCAAAUUUCCAUUGGCUCAGUUGAACUCACAGAUUUGACAGAAAGAGAUGAGGGAACUUUUUCUGUCUCAGUUGGUGAUGCUAUGCCAUACGAUGUUAUCAAACUGGAAAUUGUGGAGUGUGCUUACAAGAUGUAUAGGAAUUAUGGGAAAUCAUAUUCCUAUACUGUUCCUAGACAGACUGAAUUUGUGGAGUUCACUCCCCUUCACAGUGAGGACCUGCCGAGGGUCCUGUGGAAUCGCACCGACCCUGAGGCCAAUAAGGGAAGCAGAUGGCAGAUGAAGGGUUUUAUCUUGGCGAUUAAGAACGUCAAUCAGGCAGAUAGCGGCUACUACAACUUCAGAAAAAAAGACAACACUUUGCUGUCUAGGAUACGGCUCACAGUGAAAGAGAACAAUAGACACUAUCAUACAAAUGUGAAUGAACGGCUCCUCAUCCAAAAUCCUUCGUUCGAUGCCACAUGGACUGUGACUUUUACACCGGCAGGGGAAGUGGAAAACAACACAUUGAUGGAAGCAGGCAAUCUGGUCACAGACGAUAGGAGGAUUCAGAUCAUGCCUAAGGGCAUAGAGAUUAAUCCUGUAAAUAUCAUAGACUCUGGCACCUUUGAGUUCAGAGACCAGCAAGGCCACCUGGCCCAGAUUGUGAUAGUGGAGGUAGAAGAUGAACCUCUUCCUUACGUCCUUCAUCCAUAUGUUUAUAUUGCGAUCAUUGGCGGGAUUAUCUUUGCGGUGGUUGUCUGCUGUUGCUGUGUGAAAAAGUGCUGUUGUAGAAACAGCUCUUCCAAAAGGCACGAGUUUGCUCCUGAGACUGCAGCAGCACCUGCUGUGUAUUACCACGAUUUGAUUCAACCUGCUGGCCCUGUGCCAGAUAACUCUUAUCAGCCAAUGAAUUCCCUUGUUUCUGGAGAACCUACAACUACCUCCCUUGAGCCAUCGGUUGAACCUCUAGGAGGGCAGGGAGGCUAUCCAUCUCCUACAUUCGGCUCUGAUUGUCACUCCUCAGACCCUGUACCAAGGUUUGAGCUCAAAAGACAGUCCAUUCCCUCUGCACUCCCCCUCGUUUCAGACUCAACUUUCUGUGAUGUUUACACCUCAGAUAAGCUCAACUUUCUGUAAGGAGCGCACCGUAAAUUCAAGUGAUGCAGAGUUGAAUUUAAUAUUGUGCAUCGUGACUAGCGGAAAUAGAGCCAUUUCAGUGGUGUACAGAAAAAGGACCAUCUAUUCCUGUUUAAUAUGGAAUAUAAAUGUGUUUCAUAAAAUCAGGUUAUAAUUAAAAUGCAUAACUUACACUGUAUGCUGCUGCCAAAGAUAUCAAAGAAAGGGGAGAUGAUUUUACAAUGAGGACUGAAAGUGAGUCUGGGUAUCAGAUUUUGCAAAUUGAGGACUUCAAACUGACAAUACUCAUGGAGAUCAAAACACAACACGCAAUUUAAACCAGCUUUACUUAUAUAUUCUUUUUAUAUGGUUGUUUUAAACCCUUAUCAUGUUCAUUCAGCCUCAUAUAUAGCAAUGUGUUUGAUUGGCUUUUAUCAUUACAUUCUGGGAAAUUUUAUAUGAUAUUAUUUUUGUCUUUAUGCUUUGUAUAAAUUUCAAGUCUUCCACAAGGAAAUGUCAUGUUUUGAAAAACAAAACCUUUCAAUUUCUGUGGGACUGGGAUCGCACUCAGAAGUGUAAAGAAUUUUGUAAAAGUCAGCAAAUAUAAUAUAAUAUAUGUUCAUUUUUGUA
Molecule: messenger RNA, 2053 nt
Organism: Sander lucioperca (pikeperch)
Lineage: Eukaryota; Metazoa; Chordata; Actinopteri; Perciformes; Percidae
Exons: 9
Coding region: 110-1444 (444 amino acids)
Source: RefSeq, a predicted model, not a curated record